AAUCUUUCAUAGUUAUAUUAUUUUAAAAAAUGUUUAUAAAUAAAUAUUUUAUCGUAUCAGUUAUAUAGUCAUAAUGUGAGAUAUAAAGUCACAUUAAGAUAUACUGAUUAUCAUUUGUUAAAAAACAUUUCGUCUUUGAAAAUAAUGUUUAUAAUCAUGUAAUAACGAAAUAUACUCGGCGUAAUUUCAAUAUUCACACGUACGAAUAAUUUAUGAUGCUUUAACAAUUUCUGUUGACGUACUUUUUAUCAUUAAAUGGUCAAAAGAAACGAUAAUGAGACAGGAACGCGCGUGCCAUUACAUACGAAAUGAACAUUUUUUACAGUGUUAUAUUACGACCACGUUAUUCCUUCUUGGCAUUGUUUCCAGAACAAAGCAGCAGGAUGCGACUAUCGACGAUCUUCGAGCUGUUACUAAUUCUCUUGUUAGUGGCAUUCGCGGCUUACGGUCGAGUAAUUGAUCGCAAUGAAGUGCUGCAUCGGGUAGUUCGUGCGGCGAAUGGUGCGAAGCAGAGCGAUAUAGAUCUAUCAACGAUGUCGCUAAAGCAGGCCACUGACAGCGUAAACCGAUAUUGCACCUGUAACGAGAAUAUCUGCAAUUGCUGUCGGGACUUUCACAUACCGGUCGUGCAGCUGAAAGGACCGGGAUGCGCUUCGCUGCAGUAUCUUCAGGGUGACAAUUUGGCAGUCCAACUGAGUUUUGGCGAUAAUAUAUUGACCAGCACGAUCGUUAACGGUAAGAAUCCGAAGCCUGUGUGUGUACCAUUACCGGGUGGUUUUACUAAAUUCUGCGGCAGGAUUUAUUCCAUUCAACGCGACGCGAAGAAUCACUUCAAAGCGUGUCUCGGUUUGGAAUUGCAAUCCCCUACGGAGCUGGAAGCUACUCUUCGCGUUAGUUGCUUCAGAUUUGGUCCUGAUGGUCUGAAGCUACGACCAGCCGAGCCCCUUCCGAUUGUUGAGACAGAAGCCACUUCGGAAGAAGAUGACGAUGAUGAUUUUUUCGGACUUGGCUCGGAUGAUGACGAUGAUGACGAUGAGGAUGACGAAAGACCCAUCACGAAUUCCGUCUCCGAUGCCUCGGGAGUUGACGAUGUACAAGAGUCAGAGGACGAUGACGAUGAUGAUGAUCUGUUGGGUUUUAGUGCUUUGUUGGACAUCUUUACUGGUGACGAUGACACGCCGACGAGACCCAAAGUUACCACUGCGGCGCCAUUGCUGGAAUUUACUAUACCGAUUCUACCUCGGCCCACGACUCCUGCACCGCUGGAAGAUCAUGAAUUGUCAACUUUCGCCAACAACGAACAGGAAAGUGAUGACGAGGAACACGAUGAUAAUACCUCGGAACCGCAUAAGGAAGAAGAAGAAGAAGAAGAAGAAGAAGAAGAAGAAGAAGAAGGAUUAACUGAGAGCAACACCGAAGAUAGUACUGAUGAGAACAAGGAACAGAUCACGGAAUCCUCCAAUAAAAUCGUGUACACCGCGAAACCCAAUAAGGCACCAACCGUUAACAAGGUAAAAAAGGGAGUUAUUGGAAAUAAGAAGAAACCUACGAUAACGUCCACCAGCGUAAAUGCUAUCUAUGACACUGAGAAGCCAGCAAAGAAACCAAUCAAAGACGAAGAUAACGAGGAUGAUGAUGAUGACGAUGAUAUUUUGGAUGACGACGACGACGACGAAGAUAUUGACGACGAGGAUGACGAAGUUCUGGAUGACGACGACGACGACGAUGAAGAUAAGGACGAUGAUGAAGAUGAAGACGAGGAGGAUGAGGAUAAAUUGGAUGAUGAAAAACACGAUGAUGAUGAGGAUGAGAAGGCCGAGGAUCUUGCUGAGUUAGAUGAUGACGAUGAUGAGGAGGAAGACGCCAUGUUGAGUGCUCUUAUUGGUAGUGGAAAAAGUAAGAAGAACACAGAAGACAUGAAGACAAAUCAGACUAAUAUUUACAAGCACGACGAUGAAGAUUACGAUCUUGGAUUUUUUGCUAGGAAAAGGCAUUCGAGUGAAAAUCGUCAAAGUAAGAUUACGAGGCUUUGAAGUCUCGUGAUCCGAGGCAGUGCAUUGCUCCAGUCAGUAGAUUAAUUGGAAGUCAAAAAAAGCUCGUCCUUCUUAUCUGAUCAUAAAUUCGUUGAACCGACGAAAGCAAGACGUUUUAGUCGAAUCAGCGGAACAUUUGUCAAAAGAUUUAGUAGAUUAUUGAUAUAUAAUUGUGACAAUGUGACCUAUUUUUUAAUGAUAAGACAAGAAUUACAAGAAUCAACCGUGAAUUUCUCAACUCGUCACGAUGGUUAUUAAAAGUAACGGGUACGUGUUUUUACGGCAUCCUGAUUAUUUUAUUAUUAACAACUGUAAAAAAAAUCGUUAAUUUUGCAACUGUUAAUUAAUUUUAUUGUUGGAAAAUAAGCGAUUUAUUUCGCUAUAAUUAUC
Messenger RNA from Pogonomyrmex barbatus (red harvester ant), 2423 nucleotides. RefSeq lists its product as uncharacterized. The record is from RefSeq and is a predicted model, not a curated record. NCBI's taxonomy places the organism in Eukaryota, Metazoa, Arthropoda, Insecta, Hymenoptera, Formicidae.